Ricinus communis (castor bean) is the source of this 1736-nucleotide messenger RNA. RefSeq names its product phospholipase A1-Ibeta2, chloroplastic. Gene Ontology annotation, molecular function: glycerophospholipase activity. Gene Ontology annotation, biological process: lipid metabolic process. The record is from RefSeq and is a predicted model, not a curated record. NCBI's taxonomy places the organism in Eukaryota, Viridiplantae, Streptophyta, Magnoliopsida, Malpighiales, Euphorbiaceae. The coding region runs from base 134 to 1714 and encodes 526 amino acids. The transcript has a single exon.
UACCCCUCCUUGAUCUGUUCUUAAAUCACCUGGUUUCAGCUGGCAGCUGCUUAACAUUUUGGGUACUUUUAAACUCUUCCUCUCAUUGACCUUUCUCUCUAACUUUUCUUCAUUCUUGAUAAUAUAAAAAUCCAUGCAGAUCGGUGCAACUCUUCCGGCACAGAAUCUCCACCUUCUUCAGGCAAGAAUUGGCAGUUUUAGAUGCCAAAGAUCUCCAUUGAAUCCACUAACAAAAUCAACAGCUUCUUGUUCUUCUGUCGCCACUCAUCAUCAAUCUUUGAAGUCUGUUACUUCAACUGAAUCAACCAAGAAACACCUUUCCAAUCUUGAAAAGCUUCUUCAGAAACAACCCCCGGAGAUUACACGCCAACCUGACCCACCUCAACAAGUUGAUAAACUUGCUAAUAACAAUAAUGGGUCAUUAGCUAAUAGAGGUAAGAAUUUACUCGAAGGAUUAAACUUGGCUAGAAUUUGGCCUGAAAUGAAAGCAGCUGAAGAAAUGUCACCGAGACAUUUGAACCGUCUCCAACGCUUGUUAUCCAUGACGGAGCAGUAUUCUCCGAGAAAUCAUCUCGGCUCCCGGUGGCGGGAGUAUCAUGGAAGUAAUAAUUGGGAAGGGCUUCUCGAUCCUCUUGAUGAGAAUCUCCGGCGAGAGGUUGUGAGAUAUGGGGAGUAUGUACAAGCAGCUUACCAUUCUUUCAAUUCCAACCCUGCCAUGUCAACUCAGGAACCUCCCUUGCCUCGGCAUGUGGCGUUGCCUGACAGGUCAUAUAAGGUAACAAAAAGCCUUUACGCCACCACCUCCGUAGGACUGCCUAAGUGGGUCGAUGAUGUAGCGUCGGAUCUCGGGUGGAUGACCCAAAGGUCUAGUUGGGUCGGGUAUGUAGCGGUCUGUGAUGAUAAAAGGGAAAUCCAACGAAUGGGAAGGAGAGAUAUCGUUAUCGCGUUACGUGGGACUGCCACUUGUCUGGAGUGGGCUGAGAAUAUGAGAGCCCAUUUAGUUGGCAUGCCCGGAGACCAUGAGCAGACUCAGGGGCAACCAAAGGUGGAAUGUGGGUUUUUAAGCUUGUAUAAAACUAGAGGAGCGCAUGUGGCAAGCCUGGCAGAAUCAGCAGUAGAAGAGAUCAAAAGAUUAAUGGAAGUGUACAAAGGGGAGGCACUAAGCAUUACAAUAACAGGGCACAGUUUAGGUGCAGCACUAGCGCUGUUAGUAGGAGAUGAUUUAAGCACAAUAGCCUCUGAGAUGCCACCAAUUGCAGUUUUUUCGUUUGGUGGGCCUAAAGUUGGAAACAGAGGCUUCGCAAACCAAAUCAAUGCCAAAAACGUGAAAGUAUUAAGGAUUGUGAACAGUCAAGAUGUUAUCACAAGAGUCCCAUGUCUGCCUGUGGUGGAAGAUCUUCACGAAGACAUGCCAUUGGCCUACUCGCAUGUGGGGGUGGAGCUACGCAUCGACUCCAAGAUGUCUCCAUAUCUGAAGCCGAACGCUGACGUGGCAUGCUGCCAUGACCUGGAGGCGUAUCUUCAUUUGGUGGAUGGGUUCAUGGCCUCAAAUUGCCCAUUUAGAGCAAAUGCGAAGAGAAGUUUAGUGAAGUUGGUAAACGAUCAAAGAUCUAAUGUAAAGAAAUUGUAUACAAGUAAGGCUCAUGCCUUGAGUUUGAAUCUUGAAAGGCAGGGAUUCUCCACUUCUGGUUGCCUGCCUAGUCCCUCUCAAUAAAAUUUCUUUCUUUCCAAACAAA